AUGCACGGCAUUCUCUUCGCUUCGCUCCUCUUACACCUAGUGCCGAGGACGCUCGCCGUCUCCAAUUCGACAUGCUACUUUUCCAAUUCCAACAUCGCCAAGAACGAUGUCCCUUGCGACCCCAAUGCCGAAGUGAGCGUCUGCUGCUCCAAAUCGGAAGGCACAGUAUGUCUUGAGAAUGGUCUCUGUCAGGAUAGCGGCGGUCACAAGAGUCGUGGAUCGUGUACGGAUCAGAACUGGGACUCAGAGUGGUGUCCUCAGUUUUGUCUGGACACCGAUGCGAGCGACGGUGUUGGCAUGAAGUCGUGUUCAUCCACCACCAAGAAAGACACCUCGUAUUGCUGUUGGUACUCGGCCGACAGCUGCUGCUCGACUGGAGUCAACCGCAUUGAACUUCUGCCCUCCAAUCCGGGUAUAUGGGCAUCAUACGACAACUCUUCAAGCUCAUACGACGUUGUGAAGAGCCGCACAUUGGUCUCGAGUUCGUCCACGCAGGUCUCAACAAGCACAUCGUCGUCGUCGUCAACCUCCUCCUCCACCAGCAGCGCAACUACCACGACAUCCGCCUCCUCACCGACCUCGACCAGCGACGAGAGUACUUCAGGCAGCAGCAGCGGUGGGCUGACCACAGGGGCAAAGGCGGGUAUCGGUAUCGGCGUCUCGCUCGGAGUGAUUGCCCUGCUCUGCCUUGGGUUCUUCCUGAACCGCUGGUACGAGGCCAAGAAACGGGCAGCCGCGCAGGCGCAGGAACAGGAGUAUCCUCACUCGCCCGGCAAGUAUUCCGAGCUGGCGAGCUGGGGCACAACGCAAUCGCAAGCCUACUCAUCACCGCAUGGCACGGCUUAUGCAACUCCCCAUGUAACACCUCACACAACCUCGCCGCCAUAUGAUCCUCGGUUCCCCGUAGGGCCGUCCAUGCCUCCAGUUGAGAUGCCGGCCAGGCACACUCCUGCCGUCGAAAUGCCCGCCCAUUAG
This is a messenger RNA of Clonostachys byssicola, 975 nucleotides long. Lineage: Eukaryota; Fungi; Ascomycota; Sordariomycetes; Hypocreales; Bionectriaceae. The record is from the annotation of a GenBank genome assembly.